AUGGCGGCGACACGCGCAUACCUUCCGGACCCAGAUCUUAUUGACCUCACCUUGAGCGACGACGAUGCCAGCGACCAGGCACCACAGAGGGGUUCAAAAAUAUCAGCUUCGCAGGCCCAAAUGCUCGACGCUCUCCCUGUUUCGCACGAUGGAUUGCCUGGGCCCCAUGGUCCUGGCUCCGCAAAUGGGUUGCGCACCACAAUAGCUUACAGGAUAGGAGAUGGACUAUACCAAGACAAUGAUUUUCAGCAUUUAGCAACGGGGCCGUCUUCCGCCGACAGCGCCAAUGCGAGAGCGCUCCUGCGCUUUCCUGUAGCAACAAGAAGUUCAGCCGGGGCACAUACCAGAGGGGUUAAUUCGUCAAGCAGGCGCAAACUUUCCACGGGAAACGCCAGUCGGAGUGGCGCAGUAACCGUAGAGAACCCCGCGAAGAGGCGCAAGACUCAUGGAGGAGUAUCAUCUGGGCAGAGCAACAGAUCUACCCAAAAUGCUGGUUCUCGAGACGGUGUACACACUACAAGCCAAGCUGCUCAAAACAACGAGUUUCAGAUCAACCUGGUGCUCAAGAGACAAGUCUUUCCCCAUAUCAAAAUUGCCGUCUCGCAAUGCCAACAGAGGCUUUCAGAAGAAGAAAGAGCGGAGGUUGGCGAAAAGACAGCAGGAUUCCUCGUGAAAGACCCUCGCUUCAUAAAAAACUUCGUAGCCAAUGGUUUAAAGCUAAGUAUGGCAUACGAAAAUGAUCUUGCAGCUCGAGCAAAAAUUAUGGUGGAUCAAUAUGCGAAAGAGAUGUCGAUGACGUCUAGAAGCAAUUCUACUGGUUCGGAAGCUGGUGGCGACAUAUUUGAAAAGCCUCCUAUACUACCAAAGCAAACUUCAAUGAAUAGCACGAACUCGCGAAAGUAUUCGUCUUCUCCCGCAACUUCCUUUAGCCAUGACGGUUUAGAUCUAGGGGAUUCCAUGAAUAAUGAGACGUUACGAACUUCCAGCUCUAGUCGCCAAAAGACUCGACACGACACACUCCAACCAGCAGCCAGAAGGCGCUCGAAUAGAAAACCAGUGGUCUUAAUUAGGUCAACAACGCCUGCUCAGAUCAAAGAUAGCAUUGAAUGUACCAAACGCCUCAGAACUAAAAGCCGAGAAAGUGCUGAAAUUACACCUGCUUCACGUCCCUACAUCCAUCUUGCGGAUCGCUACAAUCGGCCUCCAGAUAUGCCCCAUGUCGAUUUCUCUAUUGAAGAAACUCAGUUUCUGUGUACGAUAAUCGAGUCUGUCACCGGACGAAGACCGGACCUGACACCUAGGCCUGCAGAUAAAGUAAUAUCAUUAAUGGCAGGUCAGAAGGGUGCAAUAACUCGGAUACAAGAGGCUUUACAGCAAAAGCUAACAGCACCCGGGCCCGGAUUAGGCCGGCAGCUACUGCGUUCUCGUGAGAAAGCUGCAGUAACAGCGUUUUUGAAAGAUGCUGCUGAAGGAUUAAUUACGACUGGCCAGUGGGUUGAGCCCAAAGCCCAACAACCUAUUCGCCAGCUUCGGUCCUCAAUUCUAUCGCAGCUAAGUUCCCGCGAAUUCCUAGGAUUAGCCCCUCCAAAUUUCAAUGCUGGUCAGGGAUCAUUUAAGGAGCAAGCAAUGAGUUAUCUCGAAGACAAUCUCACUCGUAUAAGUGAAUGGACGGAUUGUUGUGGGGACAUCGCUGCAAUUAGUUGGACUGGUCAAGAUACGUUCGUAUGUGGAGCCGUUGCUCAUUCUGACUGGCACAAUAUGCAAUACAAUAAGCCAGGGAACCUUGGGGUCGGAUCGUUAUCUUUUGAUACCCUUAAGGCGAUCCCAGAGCAUCGGAUUGUCCGGCCUCUAAUAGGGCCUGCAGAGAAUGCAGAGAACGCAUUAGAGUCCAUGCGGCGGACCCAGGACCCGUGGCUAUACACAUCUGUGGUUUCUUCCUCUCAUAAUGAGGUAAACGGCCUUACGUUUACGGCGAGCUUCGACAAGACAGUAAAAGUGUGGUCUGUUACAGACCAUGGUUCAACUUUAGAUCCGCGUGGAACCUGGGAGCACGAUAAUAACGUCAAUUUUGUUGUUACUUCGGAACACCACGACCGUGUUGCGACAGCUGCGGAUGUUUGCAACAACGCAAUUCGUGUUUAUAAUGUUGACGAAAUGGAUGUAUCUAAUUCGCCCUACGAUACUUAUAGUGGCGAGAGAGCUCGAGAGCAAGCUCAAGAGCUUCGGAAAAGAGGUAAUUGGGCAUAUUUCCCGGCUACGAUGCAAUGGGGAAAAGCCCCUAUUGUAGCUAACUACUUGCUUGUAGGAUACUCGCCGCGGAGUAUAAACGGGCAUGAUGUUGAUAUCCCUGAGGAGAAGAAAAAUACUGGCGAGUUAUGUAUUUGGGAUGUCUCUGAUAUGUCGAGGGUUGCGAUAUCUUCUGCACAUUCGCAGAACGUAUUCGAGGUGCUUUGGCACCCCACGCAGCCCUUUUUCAUAGCUGCGACGUCUCCCACGGGUCAUUUUGAAUCAGACAUUCGCACCCAAGUCAGACUUUUUGCUCGAAAGGGGCUUGGUGCUUUUUUCCUACUCAAAACGCCAAAUAGCGACAUUGAUUCGUGGGUUACUGCUAGCUGUACAGAUGGCAACACAUAUGUGUGGGACACCGCACACCAUACAGAACGGCCAAUCCAUGUUCUCAAUCACGGCGAUUCGCUCGACAACCCGUUGCCAGACCUGCCUCGCGAAAUCGGUGACGAAGGAGUAAAGUUUGCUUCUUGGGGUCGGUCUUCCCAACGCUUCUACACUGGAUCAUCGGAUGGCAGAGUCAAAGCCUGGAACAUCCACGAAGCUCCAGGGAACGCGUUAGUACGGCAUGUACUUGAAGUCUCGGGAGGGAUUAGUGUCGGGGCAUUUUCGCGAGACUUUUCUAAACUAUUAGUUGGAGAUGCAACAGGCAAAGUGCAUCUGUUAGCCUACGAUGAUAGCGACCUUGACGAAGGGGAGGAAGAAUCGUCCAAAACAGACGAAAAGCCUACUUUCAUCCCUGCUGGAUCCGGCGCACUUCGAAAAGCAUUUGCAAAGCGCCCGAAAGUUAUAAUACCUCAUCCAGAACCACCUCCUCCUUUUCAAUCUGUAGGCGAAAGCUAUGUAAUGGAAAGUCUUGAGAGAUCUGCACAAGAAAUAGCCCUGGAAUUUUUGGUAGAGGGGCGGUUAAGGCUUCAUCCAGAUCCUGCUAUUGGCGCCGUCCAAGGCCCCAACUAUGCUGAGACAGAAUUAUAUCGACUGGAAGCUCAUGAAGAAGGCGAUGCAUCGAAGCCACUCCUGCCCGAAUUUCAGACGAAACAACAAUAUGAGAAAGUUAGAGAGACGAGCAAGAUCGGCUUUUCAGAGCUACCCACAGUCCAAUGCUCCGACCCGGCUUUGCACGCAAGGAACGAGAGUUUAGAUUUGACUUUAGAGAACGAAGGCGUAGACUUUAACUGGAAAUAUGGAUUUGAAAUGGAACCAACACCGCAUUUUGCCAUUUUUGAUAAUAAGAGACAGUCAAAGAUAGUAAUUACGCUGGACGAUUAA
Messenger RNA from Lachnellula hyalina, 3555 nucleotides. RefSeq names its product Rik1-associated factor (gene raf1). NCBI's taxonomy places the organism in Eukaryota, Fungi, Ascomycota, Leotiomycetes, Helotiales, Lachnaceae. Gene Ontology annotation, molecular function: protein binding. The coding region runs from base 1 to 3555 and encodes 1184 amino acids. The record is from RefSeq and is a predicted model, not a curated record. The transcript is spliced from 6 exons. Gene Ontology annotation, cellular component: TORC1 complex; TORC2 complex. Gene Ontology annotation, biological process: regulation of actin cytoskeleton organization; TOR signaling.